GAUGCCCAUCCCAUUUCGAUGUGUACGUGGCGCGUGGUGUACAGGUACGCGAACUAGGGUCGAGUACAGUACACAGCGAUAUACUUCGCCGAAACUCCGGGGGCGAAGAAUCAUAGAAGUCCGCUAAUAUCCAUAUUAUAUAGUCAGCAGCAGUACUACAACUCUCUUCCUGACGUUACGAUAACAUCUUCAAGAUGUUGGACUCUAGCAAGCCAAGUCGAACUCUCGUCAUAAUUUCACUCGUCAUCAACCUCUGCUCGUCAAUUCUCAUCGUUUUCCUGAACAAGUGGCUGUAUCGAAAUUAUGGAUUUCCAAAUAUCACGCUAACUUUCCUGCAUUUUCUCAUGACGGGCCUCGGCCUGGCUGCCUGCCUGAGAUUCGGCUUGUUCAACAGGAAGAGCAUCCCCAUCAUGAACGUAUUGCCUCUCAGCUUGACUUUCUGUGGGUUUGUCGUGUUCACGAACUUAUCUUUGCAGAAUAAUACCGUAGGCACGUACCAGUUGGCCAAGUCAAUGACAACACCUUGCAUUCUCCUCAUUCAAACUGUAAUGUACCAGAAAACAUAUUCAACAAGAGUAAAAUUUACAUUGAUUCCCAUUACUAUCGGAGUCAUUGUGAAUUCAGUUUAUGAUGUCAAGUUCAACAUAAUAGGAACACUUUUUGCUACUGCUGGAGUGCUUGUAACAUCGGUGUACCAAGUUUGGGUAGGGAGGAAGCAGCAUGAAUUUCAGGUGAACUCGAUGCAGCUCCUUUAUUUUCAGGCGCCUCUAUCAGCCUUCCUGCUCUUAUUCAUUAUCCCAUUCCUAGAACCGGUCAUUGGGGAAGGGGGUUUGUUUAGCAGCUGGCCUCCUCAAGUAUACGCCCUUGUAUUAGCAUCCUGCUGUGUGGCUUUCUCUGUAAAUCUAUCAAUCUACUGGAUUAUAGGAAAUACAUCUCCAAUAACAUACAAUAUGGUAGGCCACGGGAAGUUUUGUUUCACACUCCUUGGGGGGUACUUUCUGUUCCAAGAUCCUCUAUCAAUUUUUCAGCUUGGUGGAAUCGUUCUGACACUAGGUGGUAUCAUCCUUUAUACACACUUCAAAGUGAAGGAACAAGAAAAACCAACUCCUGGUAAAUCAGUGUCUGCCUAAAUCAUAGAGAUGUUCUUACCAAUCCUUCUCCACAUCACUUCCUUUUUCAAGAUUUUUUCUCUUCACUACGCAAGCAUCAUAUAUCAUAUUUACAUAUACAACAGUAUUGCCUUCUCUUCUUCAGAUGACAUUUUCAAAAUGAAACCAAAAUCAUUGCUUUAUAUUGUAUGUUAUGACAUAGGUUAUGUAGAUUUGACUCAAUGAUAGGUUAAUAUGCCAUCACGUGAUCAUAGCCGCAAGGUCCGCAUUUGUUAUAUUCUAGGUUUUUACGUCACCUCAGUGAAUGUUACUGUGUUGGAUUAUGAACUGCGACGUUAUUAUGCCCUGAGGUGACGUCACUCGCUGCUUAUAAGUUGCAUAGUCGGGUAGUUUACCUGUUGUACACGCUCUACGCGUUGAUUGCAUAAAGCAUGCGCUUGCUGUAUUUCCCUAAACUUUUCUAUUAUGACGUAGAUGGAUCAGAGCUGCAUUUUGAGUUUAUCAUAAAGCCAAAUUACAAACGAAGACUCUGAUGGUUAAUCCACAUAGACUAUAUAAUAUAAUAGAUAUUGCCUGAUCUAUCUUUUUAACUCCCCUCCGAAGCUAUAUUUUUCCCUCGAGACAAUAUUUUCUCUCAUAGCUUUGGGUAAAAUACAAACCACUUGGGAAAACUAUAACUCCGUUUUGGGAAAUGAAUUGUUAAAUUCAAACUCUAGUUAGGUAAAAAAAAAAUAUCUGUAUAAUAUCGCAUCUUUGUAGCAGUAAUUUAUUAUAGACUUCUAUGAGUCAGACAGUACUGCGCUUGACUGGCUCUAUGUAGAUGCCGCGACAUUUUGACAGUUUCAGUGAUUGGUUUGUUUCAUUAUAAAGACUGCUUUGGCCGAGGUUCAUGGGUUAUUAAGAAUAAGCCACGGUUUUGAAACCCUAAUUUGUAUGUAUGUAUAUGUCAUUGUUCUUAUGCAAAAGAGGCUGGUUUUUUAAAUUUUAUUUAUUCAUAUCAUGAUUUUUCUCCUUUUCCUUCUUCUUCCUAUUGUUCUCAUCAUCUCUUCU
Molecule: messenger RNA, 2159 nt
Organism: Lytechinus variegatus (green sea urchin)
Lineage: Eukaryota; Metazoa; Echinodermata; Echinoidea; Temnopleuroida; Toxopneustidae
Product: solute carrier family 35 member E3-like
Exons: 6
Coding region: 195-1130 (311 amino acids)
Cellular component (GO): Golgi apparatus
Molecular function (GO): antiporter activity; nucleotide-sugar transmembrane transporter activity
Source: RefSeq, a predicted model, not a curated record